AUGCAUCAGUUACCUGUAGAAAUUUGGGAGGAAAUUCUGUCAGGGCUCUCAGUUAAGGAUCUUCUUAGAUUCAAAUCAGUAUGCAAAAACUUGAAUUCAAUAAUCUCCGGCCAGCACUUCAUUAACUUGCAUCUCAAGAAAUCAAUUUCUACCCCUUCCCGCCAUAGGAUUUUCAUGCCACGUGAUGAUGAAUCUUUUCGGACCGUCGAAUACAGCAGAGAUCUCCAAGGCGGAGGGGGGGACCACAUCGAUUUUCAGACCCUGCCGCGGCCUAAAGAAGCCAUCGGAAAUUUCGUCGGAACCUGCGACGGCCUAGUCUGUUAUUUAGAUACGAUAACUAUGCGAAUUUGCGUGUCGAAUCCAUCUCUCAGGGUAUCAAAAACUCUGGAUUUGAACGUAAACAGGAGAUAUUGUCCGGCCCUUUUGUUCUCCUGGUUCGGGCGAGAAUCUUCCGAUGAUGAGUACAAGGUUGUCUUAGGGAUUAGAUCGUACGACGGAAAAUCGAACUGUCCUAAGUACCAUAUGCAUCUCAUCAAGCCGUUUUCAGACAACUGCAGCAGCAGGAAAUCAAUCCGAGAAGUCGACGGUCGAUUAGAGCUCAUUUGGUACUUUGGGGAGGGAAUCCUUUUGCAUGGAAUAGUGCAUUGGAUUUCGUACGAUCGAGUAAUGCACACUGAUCACUAUGUUAUGUUUACGUAUGAUUUGUGCCUGGAAAGUGUCGGAGAAAUUUCGAUGCCGGUGGGACUGCAUAUUUGGCAUGGGGUGAUUGGGGUGAUAGACGGGUGCCUUUCUGCAAUAUGCAAUGUUUAUAGGGGCGAUUUUGCAAUUUAUGAGGUUUGGACGAUGAAGGAAUAUGGAGUGAAAGAGUCUUGGACUAAGUUGAUGAAUUUAUCGGGAAGGUGUGAUGAUCUUAUAUCGGCUUCUUGGCAUUUGAGAUUGGUUGGAGUAACUGACGAUGGAGAUCUCAUUUUGAGUUGUAUUCCGAAACAUCAUCUAUUGAUAUUUAAAGUGGCGGAAAAGAAAUUCGAGAUUCUUACAUCAAAUGGCCAUUGGUUUGCGAGAAUGUUCGUUGAGUCUCUGGUUUUUCCCUAA
This is a messenger RNA of Erythranthe guttata (spotted monkey flower), 1092 nucleotides long. Its product is annotated as F-box/kelch-repeat protein At3g23880. Gene Ontology annotation, molecular function: protein binding. Lineage: Eukaryota; Viridiplantae; Streptophyta; Magnoliopsida; Lamiales; Phrymaceae. The record is from RefSeq and is a predicted model, not a curated record.